AUAUGAAUUAGCAUCUUUUGAUCAUCUAACAAGCUUCGCAGUGGCUCCUCAGAAAAAACAAAAGGUGGUGCAAUGGCAAGAGAUAAUCAACAAUUAGGAGUACUAAAUGCACUAGAUGUAGCAAAAACACAAUGGUACCAUUUCACGGCAAUCAUAGUAGCUGGUAUGGGCUUCUUCACGGAUGCCUAUGACCUAUUUUCUAUAUCUUUAGUCACAAAACUUUUAGGACGUCUAUAUUACACGGAACCUAACCCAAAACACCCGGGUGCGUUACCCAUCAACGUAUCAGCCGCAGUAAAUGGUGUAGCCCUAUGUGGGACCCUAGCCGGCCAACUUUUCUUCGGUUGGUUAGGUGACAAAUUAGGACGAAAAAAGGUUUAUGGUCUAACUUUAGUCCUUAUGGUAUUUUCAUCCCUUGCUUCGGGUCUUUCGUUUGGUCAUACUCCUAAAAGUGUAAUGACUACACUUUGUUUCUUUCGGUUCUGGCUCGGGUUUGGAAUUGGUGGUGAUUACCCUCUUUCGGCUACUAUUAUGUCCGAAUAUGCUAAUAAAAAAACUCGAGGGGCUUUUAUUGCUGCUGUGUUUGCUAUGCAAGGGGUUGGGAUUCUUGUUAGUGGGGUUGUGUCACUUAUUAUGUCCGCUGCUUUCGAGUAUAAGUUUAAGCCCCCUUCGUUUGAUGAAGAUCCUGUUGGGUCACUUACUCCUGAAGCGGACUAUAUUUGGCGUGUUAUUUUGAUGUUCGGUGCCAUCCCUGCUGGUCUUACCUUUUAUUACCGUAUGCAGAUGCCUGAGACUGCUAGGUACACAGCCCUAGUAGCCCAAAACGCUAAGCAAGCGGCAGCAGACAUGUCAAAGGUACUAAACGUAACACUAGAAGCCGAGGAAGACAAGUUAGCAGGCAUCGUCAAAGACAAAAACCAACAAUUUGGUCUCCUUUCUAGUCAAUUCUUACGACAAUACGGACUACGCUUAGUAGGAACAACCACUACAUGGUUCUUACUCGACAUUGCAUUCUAUAGCCAAAACCUUUUCCAAAAGGACAUUUUUUCCUCAAUUGGAUGGAUCCCAAAUGCAAACAAAAUGAGUGCGAUUCGAGAAGUCUACAAGGUUGCACGAGCUCAAACCUUAAUCGCACUUUGUGGGACCGUUCCUGGAUACUGGUUUACUGUCGCCUUGAUCGACAUAAUUGGUCGUUGGAUCAUUCAGCUCGUAGGGUUCCUCAUGAUGACUAUAUUCAUGUUCGCUAUUGCGUUUCCUUAUGACCAUUGGAAACAAAAGGAGAAUCGUAUUGGGUUUAUUAUUAUGUAUGGACUUACAUUCUUUUUCGCUAAUUUUGGGCCUAAUGCCACAACUUUUGUUGUCCCGGCUGAGAUAUUCCCAGCUCGGUUGAGAUCCACUUGUCAUGGGAUAUCAGCCGCGGCUGGUAAAGCUGGAGCUAUAAUUGGUGCGUUUGGGUUUGUAUAUGCCUCACAAGAGAAAGAUCCAGCUAAGAGGGAUCCGGGUUACCCUGCAGGUAUUGGGAAAAAGAAUUCGCUUAUUAUUCUUGGUGUGAUUAACUUCAUAGGUAUGCUCUUUACUUUCUUGGUCCCUGAGACUAAGGGUAAAUCUUUAGAAGAGGCUGCUAAUGAAGUCCCUGUUUAUGAGGAACAAGACAUUCAUAACAAACCAUCUGCAGUAUAAUAUGUCAUCCAACUACAACCAGAAAAUUAAAAUGAUGGUUGAAGUUCCCUUCAUUAUUUUGGUAAGUUUAAGCUCAAGUUAUUCCAAUAUAUGUUAUAUAUUAAAUCGAUAAUUACAUUUCUCAUUAUGUUUUGGUUUUUGUUUUUUCUUAAUUUUGAAUGACACAAUGGUAUACAAUUUCAAUUAUAUUUUGAAAUUAAACUUGUACUUUUUAAAUUUUAUAAGAUGAUUAUUGUACAUUGCAAAUGCAGAUCAAUACGUCCAUAAUGAUCUGCUUGGAGGUUAUGAGAAAUAAUAUGAGAAUUGAAACGUAUAUGUAUACAUAGUACAGGAAAUGAUAUCUUGAAUGCUUUGGUUUUGCAACCAUUUGUCAAGGAUUCCAAUAUUUU
Molecule: messenger RNA, 2069 nt
Organism: Amaranthus tricolor (Joseph's coat)
Lineage: Eukaryota; Viridiplantae; Streptophyta; Magnoliopsida; Caryophyllales; Amaranthaceae
Product: probable inorganic phosphate transporter 1-3
Exons: 3
Coding region: 73-1680 (535 amino acids)
Biological process (GO): transmembrane transport; phosphate ion transport
Cellular component (GO): membrane
Molecular function (GO): phosphate transmembrane transporter activity
Source: RefSeq, a predicted model, not a curated record